AAGUUGUAAUUAUUAUUUUAAAAUGCACAGUUUGUAUUAUAAUGAAACAUUUUAAUUAUUCAACUUAAGGAUAUUAUAUAUGUAUUUUCAUAAAAAUUUUUACCAGUUGCUACUUUCAGUAUCGGCUAGUAAGUAGGUCACAUCCUUUGUAUUUGCCUAGUCGAACGAUAUUCGUCCUUGACACUAUAGAAUUAUAUUAUUUAAAUUGUGAAAUUAAUAUUCAAUUUUGCAUUUAUACGUAUUUUCCGAUCUAAUAAUGUUACCAUCCGUUCAUGAAAUUAUUUAGUAUUUAUUAUUUUUUAUCUCAAAUAAGAUCAUUCCUUUGUAAUUCCAAUUAAACAGAAUAUCUCUAGGUUACUCUCGUUAUAUUAUUUAGGGCCACUUCGAUUAAUUUAAUUGUUGAUUAAUUUGCAGGAUCUACUUUUUGGAACAGCAAAACUUCUAUUAUGUUAUGAAUAAUAAUUAUAUCAUUUAUUACCAGCAUCCACGUUGGCACAGUAUGAAUGAUAAUUAUAUUAUUCGAAAUUUUAAUGUUAAUCAUGCAAGUUAAUCAAUGAUUAAAAUUGAAAUUUAAUCAAGUGGCUUGUAGAGUUAUAAACAUUUUUAUUAUUCGUUAAUAUCUUCUUUUUCUCUUUUUUAAUAUUUCGAAAUAUAGUGAUAUAUGAAACACGCCGCUAUUAUAUUUUACCUUCGAAAAUUGGUCGGUAUAACAAAAGAUAGUAUGCUAUUAGCGUCAUAUCUGCAUCUGAACAUUCCCCAUAAACCGGGAAAUAUUAGCACAUCCUGCAUACAUAAAUGUGCGCUCGUGUUAAAAGUCCUUCAAUAGACCACGGGCCACCGGAUAGUAACGACUCGUCGUCAUGCCGCAAUGCUACGUGCUGCUAGUGAACGUUAUUGUCGUCGCGACAAUGAUGAUGAUGAUCGGCGUCGCAUUUUCGGAAGGUACGAAUCGCGAACUCGUUCAGAUCGAAAGACCAGUUCGAAUGACUCGAGUGGGAAACGACCUCUUCCCUCAAAAUCGGAAGGCGAUGUCAUUCACCAACUCUUUGCCUAUAUUCUUUUUGCAUCUUCUCAAGUACAAAGUACAGUAUCAGAAGCUGGAUAAAAUCAUGACUACCACUACUACUACUACUACUACUACUACUACCACUGUUCCACCGCCUAGAAUUUGCAUCUGUGUAGCGUUCUAUUUGUGCGGUAGUCAUACUGAUGGUGCAGGAAUCGAUAUUCGCACUUAUAGAUGCUCUGAAGUCUACGAGGUCUGUUGCCACCUGUUGCGGAAUGUCACAAUACCACGUCCAACAAUACCUCCGACAUCACCCCCAACUCCGACUACUCGUCCAACAUCACCACCGAUCAUUUUCCCGACCGUACCACCGAUUCCUACCGUACUUCCGAAUUGCAUCUGCAUGGAGAUAUCACUGUGCACCGGAAUAGUCAACAUUUUCGGCGAGGGUAUAAUAAAUCCGCGGCAACAGUACGGCCUGUGUCCAAAUGCCAAUCAAGUUUGCUGCAGCACACUGGCGACCACGAGACAGCGACCAACAACGAGCCCUCCGAUGACCACGAUACCGACGACGAUGAUGACGACGACGACGACGACGACGCCGACACCUGGACAGACGCAUCUGUGCUUCAUGUGCAACAAUACUAUUCAGUGUUUCACUUGCAUGAACAUUAUCGCGCCAAACAAUAGCGUGAUAGACCCAAGGUUCUCCCAGAUCUUGUCGGGAGGAAAUGUUUGCGCGCUGAUAACCCUGCUGCCCUGUUACGCUAGCCCACCUGCCUGGUCAGUUACGGAUUUACUCGGUCCAUUGAAGAAUCCGGGUACUCCGCAGGCUUGUUAUUGCGUGAAGACUUGGCUGUGUUCCGAGGGAAACGUAGUAAGCCCGGACGGUCUGGGUAUAAUAGAUCCGAGAUUCACGGUUUGCUCGUCGACCGACCAAGUAUGCUGUCGACUGGUGGGAAUCGAUCUUCAAGGUCUUCGCAGCGUUUCCGCUUCCUCGUCCACAGAUCUCGCUGUCGAACGAUUCGAUCAUUUGACUUCGGAGAUUACUUGUGGUAUACAGAACAACAAUUACGCACCGCCGCAGCCUGCUCCCGCUAACUCCGGGAAGACUUAUUUCGCCGAAUUCCCGUGGAUGGUCGCGCUUCUCGUAAAGCCCACAACCGGCGAUUCUUACGUUUUCAAAUGUGGUGCUUCGAUGAUAAGUAACGAGGCCGUCCUCACUGCCGCACAUUGCGUUGUAAAUCAGAAACCUGAAAAUUUAAUUGCACGCUUCGGUCAAUGGGAUAUAAGAAGUAACAUUCAACCAUUGCCUAUUCAAGAAGCAAAUAUUCUCACAAUAGCUGUGCAUCCGUCUUACUACAGCGGUGGGCUAUUUCACGACGUAGCUGUUCUUAUUCUGGAAAAACGAGUCGUCUAUAGCGCGAAUGUCAUGCCGAUUUGCCUUCCUGAACAGGGUAAGGUCUUCCCGGCCGGGAGCAAAUGCUACGGAAUAGGAUGGGGUAGCAAUUCGUUCGGAUCAGAAGGGCAAUAUCAGGCCGAGCUUCGAAAGAUCGAUCUUCCUAUCGUCGAUCAUGCGGAUUGUCAGACGCGUUUACGAAGUACGAAAUUGGGCCAGUACUUUCAACUGCACGGAUCAUUUAUCUGCGCGGGCGGCGAAACGAACAGAGACACGUGUCGCGGUGACGGCGGUGGACCUCUGAUUUGUCAAGCUACGACGGGACAAUUUUUUCAAGCUGGCAUUGUAUCAUGGGGUAUUGAUUGCGGAAUCUCUAAUGUUCCUGCGGUAUAUGCCAGUACAUCACAACAUCGUCAAUGGAUAGAUCAACAGCUCGCGGCUUUUGGCGUAUAGUGAUGCGUAGGAUGUUUAAUAUUUCUAGUUCAAUAGUUGUCAUGUGCUUUUUACGAUCAUACAGUUACCAUAAUCUUUUUACUCCGCUCACGAAUUAUAAUAUACAAUAGAAUGUAUUAUACAAUUGUACUUGUUAGAAAAUAUUGAAACUUAUAUUAUGUAUAUAUGUAUACUUUGCAUUAUAAAAUAUUUAUAAAUA
Molecule: messenger RNA, 3057 nt
Organism: Formica exsecta
Lineage: Eukaryota; Metazoa; Arthropoda; Insecta; Hymenoptera; Formicidae
Product: CLIP domain-containing serine protease 2-like
Exons: 6
Coding region: 861-2858 (665 amino acids)
Biological process (GO): proteolysis
Molecular function (GO): serine-type endopeptidase activity
Source: RefSeq, a predicted model, not a curated record